Molecule: messenger RNA, 702 nt
Organism: Diversispora eburnea
Lineage: Eukaryota; Fungi; Glomeromycota; Glomeromycetes; Diversisporales; Diversisporaceae
Source: the annotation of a GenBank genome assembly
AAAACUGUAAUACAGGAAGAAACAUCACCGUAUUUAUCCUUGCUAUACAAGUUAAAAAAGCUCUUUAAGUCUUUUAAUGUCGACAAUCUUAAGUGGAAUGAUCCUCUCAGUUUUUGUUGUAUUGUUGACCGAGAUUCAGAUAUAAUAUUUGGAAAAUUGACGGAAGAUCAAAAAAAGGAUUUAAGACAAAUCGUGCAUUUACGAUAUAAUCAAUUCGAAGUGGAUCCUGCUGUCUCUGAAUUGGUCAAAGCUCUAUUUGAAAAAUCUAAGAGCUUAAACAAGAAGGAGAUGAUGGUUCCUCUUCCACAUGUAUCAGCGGAUUUUCGAGGAAGCGAUGAAGAAUUCGAGAACAUAUGCAUAAUGCAUAAAAUUAUAGACUCAAUGACUGAAGAAGUUUCUGAGGCCUCUCAGCGCAGGAUGGAUAAUUCUGGGGAAAUUAGAGUUGGACGUAAACCUGAUUUUCAGGUAAAAUCAACGUUAGUUGCUGAAGAGGUAGAAAUAUGUCUCAUGGAGUUGAUUAAGAUCAUGAAAGAUGUCCACGUACGAUUAUUGAGAAAGAUCACUAAAGGGAAGUGUAAAGAAAUGAAGGACUUAGAAGAUGAUCUUUCCAGGAUACCAAUAUUUGGCAUCCAAAUUGUGGGAGAAACUAUGGCGUGUUGGGUCAUGACUAUGCCAUUUGGGGCUUUCUACUUUGUUCAGUGA